AGCGACAGGCGGGGAGACAGCCUGAGGGUCCUUCUAGACUGCGGUGUGCGGGAUUCAAAUAUGUGGUGGGCCAGAUGCAGCCCAGGGGCUGUGUUUUCCUAACCCAUGUCAUUUACCUCCGUCAUCCGUGCUGAGAUCUUGGUUUUGUAUUUACUUGUGGAAGCCACAUCAGCUGCAGAACCACUGUACACUUUUACUAGGACUGUAUCACCUGCACGUAUGACUCAGUGCUAAACAGGAUCUCUUCUGUCGGUAUCUUUGCGGAGCUGGACAUCUGAAAACCCCAUUUUAAAACAAACAGCCUUGCUCCUUUGGUGCAUUCUUUCCUCUAUGUUAGUUACUUUCAUUUCAUGGACUCUGGGAGAUUUUGUAUGAUUCACCUCACACGGAUUGCUAAAGAUUCUUACACCACGAACUGCUGGUUUUGGAGGAGGAGGUGGAAAUCAGCUGCUGGAAGGAAUGAAGCAUGUUCAUGGGAGUUCUCUUUCAUUAUUUAUUCACAAGCUCUGUCCUGGGAAUCAGCUGGAGGAAGUAGUUCGUCCAGUUUGAGCUAUAGGAGUAUUCUACUUAGGGGGCUUAUACAAGCCCGGACAAGUGCAGUACCAACUCUUUCUCUUCAUCUGCAGGCAAAUGUAGGGCAGUCAGCAGCUGUGUCUGCACAGCUCGGUCUCUUUAGUCUGGAUAACAGGAGACAUGCAAGAAGGGGAAGCCACAUGAAGGAUACACACAUGCAUUCGUGCUGGAAAAUGAAGCUACAGAAUGAGAAGGCUUUGGGGCAUUCCGUGAGCCGUUCCAGCAACAUCUCAAAGGCUGGCAGUCCAACCUCCAUUUCUGCUCCUCAUAGCUUCUCUCGGACUUCUGUGACGCCAUCCAAUCAGGACAUCUGCAGUUCCAGUGCAGUGUUUUCUGAAUGUUGUCAUCACAGUCCCGUGCAGUCUGCUGUUGUCUUGAAAAACCCUCGCUGCCAGAGUUCUCUGACACCAGGGGUCACAGUGACAGUCAUCUGUCAAGACACGUUACAGGCCUCCAAGAGAAACUCCCCUGGGCAGGACAGGGUCCCUGCGAAACAUGCAAAAGCCCCCCGAGCUCUGAAGUUCUCCAAGUCUCUCAACGACAUGGAUCAGAAGGCACAGAGCACUGCGGAAGGCUUUCACUGUGGGGAGCGGACGUGCUCUGAAGGCCGACUGACCGCAACCCAGGAGCAGUGUUUAAGGAUUAAUAGGGCUAAUCAGCAAGAGAAGAAAUUGCUGAGUCUCGGGCCUUUUUCUUUUAGCAGUUCUAAACGCUCCUACGUGCCCUCGCUUUCCACCAACUACUCGAGCGCCCUGGGAGCAGCCGAGAACCACCGCACAGUGCACAUACCUCUCCUGGAGGACAAGGCCGACAACGAGACCUCCUCAAGGGGCAAAAAGCUGCUGCGGUACCUCUUCUCCUUCUCCCACAGCUCAAGCGCCAGCAGCCUGCAUAAGUUCUAUGAACUGGAGAGCGAUCCAAGCCGCUUCCAUGUGGCCAAAUCCUCCAGCGUGCUGGUGGAGAGCUCGGACUUCUGCUCCGACGACAUGGGGGAUGACGACGUAUUCGAGGACAGUGCCUCGGAGAGGUUGAAAGCCAAGGAGCUGCGGGCACCCCUCUGUUCAGUUGAGAAAGACAGUGACCUAGACUGCCCUUCUCCCCUCUCCGAAAAAUUCCCCCCUCUGUCCCCUGUGUCAACGUCGGGGGAUGCCUGCAGGAUCUGUCACUGUGAGGGAGAUGAUGAGAGCCCCCUGAUUACCCCCUGUCACUGCACAGGAAGCCUCCAUUUUGUGCACCAAGCCUGCCUGCAGCAGUGGAUCAAGAGCUCCGACACCCGAUGCUGUGAACUCUGCAAGUACGAGUUCAUCAUGGAGACCAAAUUAAAGCCUUUACGAAAGUGGGAGAAGUUGCAGAUGACGGCCAGUGAGAGGAGGAAGAUCAUGUGCUCUGUAACAUUCCAUAUCAUCGCCAUCACCUGCGUGGUGUGGUCUCUGUACGUCCUCAUAGACCGGACUGCGGAAGAGAUUAAACAGGGACAGACUACUGGGAUUCUAGAGUGGCCAUUUUGGACUAAGCUGGUGGUUGUGGCCAUUGGCUUCACUGGAGGACUCCUGUUCAUGUAUGUCCAGUGCAAAGUCUACGUCCAACUGUGGAAGAGACUGAAGGCUUAUAACCGAGUGAUAUACGUGCAGAACUGUCCCGAAACUAGCAAGAAGGGUAUCUUUGAAAAACCUGCUCUGAUGGAGCCAAAUCUUGAACACAAAGAGAUGCUUGGGGUCCACCAUUCAGAUACAAACUCUUCACGUUACACGGAGGCUGAAGACUGUGGUGCAGAAAUUCUUCACGUCUGAUCUUUGGGGGCUCAGGAGCGGGUGGGUUUCUGUUGGUUUCUGAAGAUCUGAAGCAUCAUUGUUUACUGCAGACUGCUCUACCUUUUUAAAAUCGGCUAACAGCCCAGUGCUGGCGGAUUAAUUUUUUUUAACGUUUUUUAUCCCCCUGACACGUGUCAGUAUGUUAUCAUGGUACUAUACCUCUCGAUGUUUCUUGUCUCAGACUGGCCUGUACAAAGAGACACAGGGGGCUUCACUGGAAGAGGCGGGGUGUCAGAAUACGGCAAGUCCAAUGUGAACCACCCUCGGCUUUCGAGAGUUGGCUUCUUUUUCAAAGUCUGCUCCCUCCAAACUAUCCCAUGUGAGAUCACGCAAGCCUUGAUGAGAAGAUGGCUUCAGACAUUGAGGACCAGCUGAGAGAGGGGAACGGGAGCCCUAGAAUCUAACCUACUGCUAACACUGCCUCUAACAUUUCUCGUAGGCAGUAGCUAUACGAUUAUGCUUUACAUAAAGGACUCACAAAGCA
Messenger RNA from Pelodiscus sinensis (Chinese soft-shelled turtle), 2868 nucleotides. NCBI's taxonomy places the organism in Eukaryota, Metazoa, Chordata, Testudines, Trionychidae. The record is from RefSeq and is a predicted model, not a curated record.